Cryptomeria japonica (Japanese cedar) is the source of this 1270-nucleotide messenger RNA. RefSeq names its product G-type lectin S-receptor-like serine/threonine-protein kinase At2g19130. Gene Ontology annotation, molecular function: ATP binding; protein kinase activity. Bases 16 to 1215 code for a protein of 399 amino acids. The record is from RefSeq and is a predicted model, not a curated record. NCBI's taxonomy places the organism in Eukaryota, Viridiplantae, Streptophyta, Pinopsida, Cupressales, Cupressaceae. The transcript has a single exon. Gene Ontology annotation, biological process: protein phosphorylation.
GUGGAUCUGUUAAACAUGCAUAAAAGUGAAUCCAAAAACAAUUCAAACGUUUUUAUUCGGGUAGAUGCCUCUGCACUUUCGAAGACCGAUAGAUCGUCCUCCUCCAAACGCAUAACCUCAAGUAUCGUGCUAGGUAUUGUUGGUGCUGCUACCGUUACUUUGAGUAUCUUUUCAAUUUUAAUGUGGCGGUGGCAUCGGCAGAGACAUUGGCUACGAUCAAUGGAGAGGUGUGCAGAUUCCUCGGACCCUUUUCUAAGAAUGUUUAGUUACAUGGAGUUGAAGAUUGCAACUAGGAAUUUCAGGUAUAAGCUGGGGAGUGGAGGAUUCGGCACGGUGUUCAAAGGAUACCUAAUAGACGGUACGCUGGUCGCCGUAAAGAGAAUGGAGGGUUCCAGACAGGAUGAGAAGCAAUUCCGAGCAGAAAUCAGUUCUCUUGGAAACAUACAGCAUGCGAAUUUGGUCAGGCUUCGAGGGUUUUGCGUACAAGGAUUGAGAAGGUUUCUGAUUUAUGAUUACAUGCCCAACGGCUCUCUCAAUUCCUUACUCUUCACAAAUAAUAUCAAACGCAAGCAGAAGGCACUAGACUGGACGACUCGAUUCCAGAUCGCUUUAGGCACCGCAAGAGGGUUACUUUAUCUCCACGAAGAAUGCAGAAAUUGCAUCAUUCACUGUGAUGUUAAGCCCGAAAAUAUUCUUCUGGACAAUAAUUUUUCACCAAAAUUGGGCGAUUUCGGGUUGGCAAAGCUUGUGGGUAGAGAUUUCAGCCGAGUCCUGACAACAACGAGAGGAACGAGAGGUUAUUUGGCUCCAGAGUGGAUCACCGGUCUUCCCAUCACUCCCAAGGUUGAUGUAUACAGUUUUGGUAUGACGCUCUUGGAAAUCAUUUCCGGUCGGAGAACUCUGGAUUUAACCGUGCAAGAUUCCAAUCAGUAUUACUUUCCAGGGUGGGUUGCAACUCAAAUAUAUAAUGGGAACAUGAUUAAUAUUAUGGAGGAGGGUAUUGCAGAGAAGAGAGAUCUUGAGGAGGUGAGAAGAGCAAGUAUUGUAGGGUUGUUAUGCAUUGAAAAGGAUGAGGAGGUGAGGCCAAGCAUGAGGCAAGUGGUGCUAAUGCUGGAAGGGAAGAUGCAGCCUCAAAUUCCGCAGAUUCAAAGCUCUGCGCUCGUGGACAAGAAAGCAGACGUAAGCGACACUGACAGCAGCAGUAGCGAAAGGUGAUGUUAUUAGAUAGAAUAGUGUAAGCGGGGCACAUCCUGUAGAUAGGUUAUAUUUA